AUGGGAAGAAGGAAAAGUACUAUAACUCUACAAGAACGCAACAUUAACUGGAUGUUAACCUGCUCCGAUCCAACCCCACUUGCAUUUUUCCAACACAUAUUUCCAGCUCAUUAUGGUCAAGCAACCGAAAAAUAUCGUCAUAUACUCAAUCUAGCUUUGCACGAAACAGGUGAUCCUGAGGUUCUAAAUAAGCUCAGAAGAAUAAAAAGAACGGUGGAUGAUGCAAGGAUUUUAUUUGACUGGGAGACAUGGAUGCAACAGAAGACAGCGAUUUUAGUUCGCCGUUCUGUUCGUAGAACAAAUCUUCACAUCCAUGAGGAAAUAAAUUCUUUUGCGCAAAAUAAGUCUUCUCAAUUGUCUUCUGAAAGCGAGAAUUCUAGGAAGAGAAAAAUUGGAGAUCAAUCAGAUGACGAAUAUUAUGAUGAAUAUGAAAGUGACGCAUUGUCCAAUGGUGAAGAUGAAGAAACCAGUGAGUUUGAAAAUGAUGAUAUUGAAGAUAAUAGUGAAGGUCAUGAAAAUGAAAUUGGUGGUGAAAGCGAUGUUGAAGAGUAUUAUCAAGUCAAAAUUGAUAAGAAUGAAUUCGUUCAGGCAUUUGAUAAAAUACCGGAAUCAUCAAAAUUAAAAUUAAAUUCCGGGAGAGUGGUCGAAAAUGUACUUUUUAAUUACAUAAAGGAUAAUGAUUACGAACAUCUCGCUCAUUCUUAUAUAAUAAAUUGUGAUGAUCAAGAGAUCAAAGAAUUGUUCAACGACGAAGAAUGGACGGAAUUAACGAAAGAUCAUUUUGGAAUUCCUCAAGUUCCAUUAGAUAUUGCUAGAGAAAUUGCAAAAUAUGGAAAUAAAAACUUGAAACAACUACGUGAAAUCGUAAUGAAAUCUUUUCUUCCAGAUAAUGUUUCUUAUGACAAUGAUCUGCACAGCGAUUUAGAAUGGAUCCAGAUGACGAUAAGAACCAUUGUUCAUUUAUUUGAGAAUGAAGAUUCUCCCUUACAACGAAACCAUUAUGAAUAUUGGUACACUAUCGCGUUUUUUGGAAUAUGUAUAGAUAUAUUAUUCCGAGAUUCAAAACUGGGAACUGAUGUGAAAAGAUCGGAUGCACCAUCAUAUGCAAGUUCUAAUCGGAAAAAUCGUAAUAAAAAAACAAAGAGAAAAUUAACCGGAAGGAAGAUUGAUGGUAUCAUAUAUUUAAUAGAAGAAUUGCACGAAAUGGGUGCAAUUGAAGGGGCGAGGUCUUAUGCAGGAAUACAUGAUAAAAAGUAUCUUUCCGAAUAUUUUAAAUUACCUAAAACUCUUCGAGAUAUGCUAGCAGAUAUAAUAAAAGCUCUUAAUUAUGAUGGUAAUAGAACAACUAACAUUCAAGUUUUUGGCGUUAUUCAUCUUGGAUUGAGAGUUCAAUUCAGUAGACUUUGGAGAGUAGGAGGAUCAAUAACUAUUUUCAAAAAAGAUCAAUUAUACAAAUUGCCACAUACCUUCACCAUUGAUAAAUUUAAGUCUUUUUUAAAAUUUAUGAUAUCAAUAUAUCAGUACAAGAUGAUUUUAAAGAAUAAUAUACAAGUACUACGUGGGGAGGAAGAUCUUGAGGAGGAAGAGACUUUAUUAUUAAAUGAAUUAUUAAAUGUUGGCCGGCAACAAACGUCACCUCCGAAUACU
Funneliformis geosporum is the source of this 1647-nucleotide messenger RNA. The record is from the annotation of a GenBank genome assembly. NCBI's taxonomy places the organism in Eukaryota, Fungi, Glomeromycota, Glomeromycetes, Glomerales, Glomeraceae.